GAAGCAUCCUGAAAGAAAAAUAUCACGAGCACAUGACAUGGGCCAAGUGUACGUGAUGGAUAAAGUAAUAACUCUGUUCAAUAAUAGGAAAUUAACUGCAAACAAAAUUUUAAAAAAGGGAGAAAAUUCACUACAAAAAUUUUAAAAAUUGAGGUGGGGACAUGAAAUAUCAAACGAUAAAAGAGCUAAAAGGUGAACAUUGAAGGUUUAUUUUUUUCCCAUGAAGGUGCUUCUGAAAAAUUCUGUUUUCUCGAUCCGUAUGUGUUAUUUACUCUCAAGGUUGAAGACGUUGAACAGCAUGAGUUUUUUACUUAGAUUUGCGAUUGAAAUUUUUUUUGGACAGUUCCUGUUGAUUUCUGUGAGAAACUUCGACGCCAACCCUCAUGAUUGUCUGGGUUUUAUUAAUUCUCUCCAACUAAUAUCAACCAAAAUUUUUUUAUAAUGUGAAGUAACCUAUUAAAUGUUGAGCGAAUCAGUUCGUAACGACCCAUACUAGUAACAACCUUUGUAAAAAACCGGAAGUGCGGUCAGGGCGUGUUGUGAAAGAGAAAAAAAAAAUAAAAGCACCAACAUAGCAGUGGUUUCAUAGUCCAAAGCUGACAUUAGAAACUAGCUCUAUUCUUUAAACAAGUCGUUCCACAAGAUGGCCUCGUCGGUGAAUCGCUGGAGAAAGUUGAAAAGGGCCAGUGGAAUUGAAAUCAGCAGCAAUAAUCAGAUAGAUGGUGCGCUGGAUGAACACAGUUUGAACGAAAUUGAACCAGAGUUAUUCAUCAAAUUUAUUCGAAUUCCCUCGCUCAAAACGUACACAAGUUUAGUGCGAAAACUUGAAAACUGCUCGAAGAAAUGGCUGACGGAAUUUUUAGCGCUUGGAGGAUUGACAUCGCUGUUUGAAGUUCUAGAAAAAUUAGGCGAGCGAGAAAUGACAAAGUUCAGCGAUGCUUUCUUGCAACUUGAAUGUGUGAGGUGCAUCAAAGCUGUGUUGAAUAAUAUAACAGGACUGGAAUUUAUGACUUCGGAUACCUCGUUAGCAAAACAACUUGUAAAUGCGCUCGAUACAAACAACACAAUGAUUAAGAAACAAGUAUUUGAACUUCUAUCCGCUCUCUGCCUUUAUUCCAACCAAGGACACAAACUGGCCAUUGACGCGCUUGAGAAUUACAAGCUCACCAAGGGUCAGCGGUACAGAUUUAGUUUGAUCAUCAAUGAGCUUAAAAAUGCCGAAGUUAUACCAUACAUGACCACGUGUUUAGCCUUUAUCAACACUAUACUCAUCGCUACGGAAGACUUUGAAGAACGAGUCCGCCUGAGAAAUGAGUUUGCAGGGCUAGGACUCUUGGACAUCCUAAGCAAUUUGAGGCACAACGAUGACGAAGAGUUAUUGGUUCAACUCGAUGUGUUUGAAGAACAGAGACUGGAGGAUGAAGAUGAUCUGAACUCCCCUGAGGGAGUAAAUCUGACGUCUCACUUGGACGUAUUUCACGCUUUGUUUAGAAAGGUGAGUAACAAACCUCAAGGUGUAAACCUAUUAAGCAUUCUACAAAACCUGCUUUUGAUCGAGGAUGACUCACCUGUGUCGGACUCGGUUUGGGAAGUGAUCGAGAAACUUGUAAAACGAGCUGUGAACAUCGACAGUCGUAAUCGAGCGGAGUCAAUCCUAGAGGAGGGUGAGAGGCAAUUUACCAGUUUACAACAUGGAGGUUCAUCAAGGGAAGGCAGCAACACGCGGAGUGGUUCUCCUGAUGAAAACUUGACCCAUCGAAUGUCCGUGGCGCAGCAAUCGUCAGAAGAUGUACGUUCAGCUUGCGUGCGUUCUGUCUCUGUUGAUGACCCCAGUUCGACGCCUGUUGUGGCAAACGGGAUUCACGAGGAAAUACAGGCUUCCACACAAGCAAAUCUAGAGGAAGCAUGCCCGAUGACAUUUGAAGAUGAAGAAGCAGCUCCUGCUUCUGUUAAAAUUCUUGAAGGUAUCAUUCAGAAUAACAAGAAAAAAGAGGGGCGAUCAUCCAGUCCAGAACUUAUGUUGGACCUUGAAAGUGUUGUAAAUGAACUCGGCUUAAACAAUCCUCCUGCACCUCCUCCUCCGCCACCCCUGCCUGGACAAUCAAAUGGUGAAGAUAUUCAAAUCGUAAUGAAUCACGUAGAAACAACUGAAAGCGCACCUUCACUGCCAGGAAAAGAUGAGAGUUUUUCGUACGGGAGACCUGUUACUCCUCCUUCUGUAGGAGCCUCAGCCAUUCCUCCACCCCCUCCUCCGCCCCCCGUGAUAGGAAGAGGUGAGAUUCCUCCUCCUCUUCUUCCAGGAAUGAAUGGAGUACCACUUCCUCCUUCUCUGCCUGGAAAGGUUGGCGUGCCACCACCACCUCCUCUAGGAACUGGGGUAGUUCCUCCACCACCGCCUCCUCCAGGAGUGGGUGGAAUACCCCCUCCUCCUCCUCCUCCUCCUCCUCUACUGGGAAUGGGUGGCGUGCCUCCCCCUCCACCUCUUCCAGGAAUGGCUGGGGUACCGCCACCGCCCCCUUUACCUGGAAUGGGAGGAGUACCUCCACCUCCACCUCUUCCAGGAAUGGGCGGGGUACCACCACCACCCGCUUUACCUGGAAUGGAGGGAGUACCUCCACCGCCGCCUCUUCCAGGGAUGGGUGGAGCACCCCCGCCUCCCCCAUUACCUGGAAUGGGGGGAGUACCUCCGCCCCCACCACCUCCAGGAGCUGGGGGAGUUCCACCUCCGCCGCCUCUGGGUGGGUUUGGAGUCACUCGAGUUUACCAGCAGCCCGUCCAUCGUAGUGUCAGCUGCCCGCUCGUCCCUCCGGUGAAACCCAAGAGUAAGAUGCGAUCCUUAGCGUGGCAGAAGCUUCCUCCGCACGUGAUUCAGAGGAGUAAGACGUGUGUAUGGGCACGUGUCAUGGCGCUGGAGGUAAUCCAGCCUGAUUUUCAUCUGGAAGAGGAGUGGUUUUGUCAAAAGAAGACGGGCGGAGCAAAGAAGACGGAGACAAAGAAGAAGGAGCCCUCAGAGAUCACCCUACUGGAUCCAAAGAGGAGUCUGAACGUUAACAUUUUUAUGAAGCAGUUCAAAAAGUCAAACGAAGAGAUUGUUGGAUUGAUUCAAAACGGGAACAGCAAAGCUUUUGAUGUUGAUGUCCUGAAAUCGUUCAUCAAACUCCUUCCAGACAACACAGAGAGAGAAAUGCUGAAAGGAUUCUCUGGCGACAAAACCCAGCUGGGUUCGGCUGAGAAGUUUUUGUUGGCACUGGUCUCUAUUCCUGGGUACAACCUUCGUCUAGAGGCCAUGUUACAAAAGGAGGAGUUCCAGAUUACAGUUGAAACAAUCGAACCGAGUUUAGAAUCUUUGAAAGGAGCAAUACAAGAUAUCCUCAACAGUGAAAUUCUACCAGAGGUUCUUCAACUGAUUUUGAUCAUUGGCAAUUUUCUGAACUCGGGAGGGUACGCUGGGAAUGCUGUGGCUUUUAAGAUCAACUCACUCUUAAAGAUUGUGGACACGAGAGCAAACAAACCCCGCAUGACCCUCAUGAACUUCUUGGUGCACGUUGCUGAGGAGAAACGCGAGAAAGUAUUAAAGUUUACCGAAGACAUGAAGCAUCUUGACAAAGCCGUCAAGUUAUCUGUAGACAAUCUUACUGGAGAAGUAGUGGGCCUCAAAAACAAACUCAAAAGCCUUGAAAAAGAUAUGAAAAGUGGACCGAAAGAUAUUUGCACUCAAUUUUCUGAAUUCAUCGAGGGCGCUUUAGAGAAGGCGAAGCAGCUAGAGGAAGGCAUCACCGAAAUCCACAGCCUCACCAAACAACUGGCGAUGUAUUUCUGCGAGGACGAGGGAAAAUUAAAACUGCAGGAGUUAUUGUCUUUGUUCAAGACUUUUGGUGAUCAGCUGAACAAAGCUAAGAAGGAUAACGAACAAUUUCGUAUCCAAGAGGAAAAACGAAAGGCACGCGAGAAAAAGAAAGCAGAAGAGGCAGCUAGAAAUGCUGAAGCAGGGGGAAAAGUGAAGACCAAACCGCGGCCAGUAGACGAGGAACAAGAAGGGUGCAUUGUGGACCGACUGCUCAGUGACAUCAGGAAAGGCUUCCCCCUGCGGAAGCACUCCAGAGGGACAUCCUCCGGGGGGGUCAAAUCAGCAUCGCCCACGAGGCCUAAACGGAGCCGCGACGAAGGAGGUGACGACGUGUUUGUUAUUCUGGAAGAAGCCGAAGAAGAUGAGAAGCAAGCCAUAACACAAGGGGUUCUGGAUAAAAUCGUUGUUACCGCGGACAAAAAUGAACUGAAAAAAGACAAGCUUGAAAACAAAGAGGAGGUAUCAAACCACAGAGUCUCGAAUCCUGCCUAUGCAAUUGAAGUAUCGGAAGCUGGUGUUAAAGGCGUAUCUAAACCACAUGAACAUGAAAACAGAGACGUCCCUGAAAUGAAAAAACGCAAAUCUAGCGAGGACGUGUCUGCCACUCAAAUCGAAGAGGAACUAGACAAAGAAUCAAAGAGGGUUAAAUCUUUUGGAGAUUCUUUCGAAAGAAAGAAAGCUGGCAAAACUACCGCGGGCAAAAAUGGCGAACUGCCAGCUUUGAAUGGAGUGUGUGAAGAUAUUUCAUCUGAAGAAACUCCUGCCAAAAUUCCGAAUGAUACAAAACCUCAGCUCGUUACAAUAAGAGAAGGCUGUAGUUUAACUGCACCGAAACAAAAGGUUGUGUUUUCUAAGGAAAGCCAGGACGAUGCAGCAUUAAACGAUACUGUGUCAAAUUCAGAGAUUUCUGGUCCGCAGGAGAAUCUAGCUAAACAAAACUUUAGAAGUGAUAGCCAAGUUUCGGACGUGUCUACAUUGGAUAAGGAAAUUAAGCGUGGCGUGCUUCAGUCGAAAUCGACUCCUGAACAAGAUUACAACGAAAAAACUGUUGUAAACUCAACAAAACGACUCGAGGAUGAAAAAGAACUUUCACUGAAUAGUUCAAACAUUUCAAAAGAGAAUGACACUAGGAAAGCCAAACGAGAAUUCGCGGGGGAAAUAAUUCCACCAGUGAAAAACAAAACACUAUCAAAAAAUGGCGGGAAAAGCCAAUCUGCCGGCCAAUCUGAAAGCGGUAAACAAUCACGUGAUGAUAGCCCAAAGGUCCUGAAUCUUCCUCAAAAUAGAGAUCUGGGUCCGAGAAACAGAACUGAGGAUAAACGAAAAAAUGAAAGAUAUGGAGAGAGUGAAGGGAAAAAACGAACUGAGUUUAAAGAUAAACACGAGCCAGUCGUUUUUCCAUCUGUCACUGUCGAACAGGAUAAUAGUCUAAAUGACGGAGACGAUGAAACACCCAAGACUUUGAACGAACCAAGCGGAAACAAACGAGGACAUUCCACUGAAGGAACUGAGAAGCGACGGAGACUGAGCGAGGCGGAUCUCAAUCUCCGCCCGCUGAGUCCUGUGAUGGAGGAUGAAGAAUCUGAUAAACAGUUAUUAAAUCCUUCUGCUGGACGGUCGGCUAAAGUAAAGAAAAGCAAGUCGUUCGUGGCGCGCGGGUUUUCAAAAAUGUUUGGAAGUAAGCGAAAAUAUAAAGUGGACAAAGAACUUAGGGAGAAUUCCUUCUCGUCCGAGUGUGAAAGUCAGACGACUCAGGCGGAGUUUGAUCAGAGUGAGAAUCACGGCGGAGCGAAGGAGAAUAAAAAAAAGAAAAAAAGGAAAGGGGAGGAAAACCAUGAUGGCGAGAAGAUUAGUGAUGGACAAUCAACUGAUGAGGGCAAAAACAAACAUUCGUCGCGCAAGUUUGGCGGCUUCUUCUCGCGGGGCAAAAAGAAAGAGAUGCACCCGCAUUCGAAAGAAAACAAGUAACUAUUUUGCAUUUUUAGAGCGGCAUUUUCGCUCUUGAAGCCAUUCACAGGCCUGGUAUGAGCAGAUUAUUGAUUUUAAUAUUGUUUAUCGAAAUUUGAAAGGUUAACAUUUCAUCAGAUCUCUGCCGAACAUUAUGAGGUUGAUCUGAUAUUUGAUUUAUUAAGUUCAGAUGAAAUAUUGCAUGAUGAGUUGACGUUAUAUUCUUUCAGUAAUAGCAUCAUUUUCACAACAUAUUGUUUUGCUUUCCGAAAGGAAGUGUAAAAUUUAGCUGAUGAGCCAAAGUCAAAGCAAUAGAGCGAUCGACUGUUUUUUAAGUACCUUUGAAAUAUUGCCAAGCUCAGUACAGUUUAACUAGAUCAUAGUGAUUACCAUUUUGUUCAUUCCAACUAUAUCUGACGAGAACUGUGGUUAAUAUUGUGCAAUAUCUUGCAUAUAGCCACAAACAUUGAUUUAAAACAUUUGUUUUUA
Messenger RNA from Pocillopora damicornis (cauliflower coral), 6283 nucleotides. Its product is annotated as inverted formin-2. Gene Ontology annotation, molecular function: small GTPase binding; actin binding. NCBI's taxonomy places the organism in Eukaryota, Metazoa, Cnidaria, Anthozoa, Scleractinia, Pocilloporidae. Gene Ontology annotation, biological process: actin cytoskeleton organization. The record is from RefSeq and is a predicted model, not a curated record.